Molecule: messenger RNA, 381 nt
Organism: Amoebophrya sp. A25
Lineage: Eukaryota; Dinophyceae; Syndiniales; Amoebophryaceae
Source: the annotation of a GenBank genome assembly
AUGGGGGCUUUCUUUCAAGUAAGACCAGAAGAGUACAAAGCACCACACGCACAUAGGAGGUACUUAUCAUUCAGCCACUCACUCACGCUACCCUCCUGUUUUCGUAGGAAGGCAACUUGUUUUCCUUCAAUGGGAUGCGUGACUCGCCAGUUUUGCCAACUUACUAUCCUCCAUAUUGUUAAUCUCCAUCCCUCACAGUCAUCAUAAUGGCGGCAAAAGAUACGUGGUAGAAUUGACUCAAUAUACUAAUCAUCUUCGAAGUGAGUGAGUAGAGGAAUUUUUGUUGACAAGAAACUAUCGUGCAAACACGAAGAGUUCUCACGAUGAAGAGAGUGGAUGCCGUCUCGCACUGACUAGAAUAACCUCCUGCUCCUUCCACAU